UAGCAAGCAACCUACACAAUCUGCUUUUGCCGCUCUUUCUCACCGCCCGUCCCAUCUCGGCGGCAUUUCCGAUCGGCGCCACCGCAAAUCCGCAAUUGCCACCGCACGCUCUCUUCUCUGAAGCCUUUUGGGAGCGGAGGGACAGGAAUCACUCGCUGUAGUCCUCGCCGCCUGAAAUCGCAGUGACGUGACGGAGAGGGUUUCGUUUCCUUUGGUUGGUGUUGCUGUCCGUGUUUAUCCCAUGAAUUCAACUAUGCAUAGUGGAAAGUAUCGAAAGUCAGAGGGAGUUGAUGUUUCGAGUAAUAAGAGGCGAGAUGGUGCAGAAACAGUGCUUGAGGAUUUACCAGAAGAAAUUCUUACUCGAAUUCUCUCUCGACUGAACCUGAAGGAAGUUGGGAGAACUAGUGUUCUCUCACAUAGAUGGAAAGAUUUGUGGAAGUUUACGCCUGUGAGUCUUGAAUUUGAUGCUUGGGGUACUGUUGGAGCUGAAUUGGAUAGAAAAAAGUUCAAAGCAUGGGUUAAUCACAUCCUGAAGUCGCAUAAAGCACAGCAGGUUGAUAGUUUUAUAGUUCGUUUUAAUGUGCAAUGGCGAGCAGAUUUUAUUCAUGAAUGGGUAAGCCAUGCUCUGAAGAAGGAAGCUAGAAACAUUGAGAUUAACUUGUCUCCUAGCCCUACAUAUCAUGGAGGGUAUGUAUUUCCUGACCUGUAUAAGUUACUUGAUUCAUAUGGUGUCAAAUCCUCAUUUGGGUUCCUGAAAUCCCUGAAAUUGGUCGAUGUUGGCAUCCAUGAUGAAACACUUCGUUGUUUUCUAGUUUCUUGCACGAACCUUGAAUCUUUGACUAUAUGUGGUUCGCGUUACACAAGACAUCCAUGUUUAGUUGAUCCAUUGCCGAAGUUGAAGUAUUUUGCAAUAUCUUGUUGCUAUAACAUGAAGAGUGUGGAGAUCUCUGUAGCAAGUCUAGCUUCUUUUAGCUACAGUGGACCAAUAAUUAAUUUGUCCUUCGAUAAAAUUCCUAAUCUUUCCGAGGUAACACUUGGCGGGAAGUUUUGUCAAUCCUUUCUUCUUGAUGCUAACAAACACUCGAGUUACUCAUUUCAGUUGGAAACGCUCAAGCUGGACCUUCCUUUUAAGCUUACUGAAACACCUCCGCGAGACCCUGCUUACUAUGAAUCUCCUUAUUUGCCUCGGUAUUGCAAACUUAAGUAUAUGGAAGUAACAGCUUUGUCAGUUGUUGGACGAAGCCUUCUUUUCUGCACCAAGCUUAUUGAGGCAUGUCCUCUUUUGCACAAAUUUAGAAUCAAGGUCAAAUACACUUUGAGUUCUAAGUUGGAACCAGCAAUAUUACUUCCUAAUGUGAGUGCUGACGAUGCACCCAUAUUUCAACAUGAAAGUCUUAAGGUGGUUGAAUUGGCUGGGUAUAUUGGGUGUCCAAGUGAAGAGGAGUUCCUUACCCAGUUGCUGAAAGUAGCCCCAUGUCUGGAGGUGGUGACCAUUGAUACCGAGAAUGAUUUCCAGAGGCUAGCAGACGAAUUUGAUUGCGUACAAGCACAAGCACAAGCAUGGGACGGAGAGGAACUUGCGCUUCCAACCUGUGUUUAUGCCAAGUCAAGAAUGGAAGCAGUAGAGCUUGCUGAAGGAGUGCAGUCCAAAUUCCCUCAGGAAACACAAGUGGUUAUAAUAUGAUAAGUGCUCUCUCUCUCUCCUAUUCUUACAGUAUUUGGUGAUAAACUCAGCUAUUAUACUUCAACCCUGGUGAAAAAAAUUAUUUUGAUCCAAGGGAAAUAUUGGCAGACUGAUUCACCCAUUUAGUGACAUUGGGAUCUUUGCUAUCUUAAGUAUAUAAAUUGAAAUCACUCUUGCUGCUUAAGAA
Molecule: messenger RNA, 1871 nt
Organism: Andrographis paniculata
Lineage: Eukaryota; Viridiplantae; Streptophyta; Magnoliopsida; Lamiales; Acanthaceae
Product: FBD-associated F-box protein At1g66310-like
Exons: 6
Coding region: 242-1684 (480 amino acids)
Molecular function (GO): protein binding
Source: RefSeq, a predicted model, not a curated record